GUCGGAGGCGGGCGUGGAAGGGGGGCUGGUCUCGCGCGGUCUUAGGGUGGAGUUCCUGGCGGCUGCGACGGUGAGCGACGGGAGGAGCAGCCUGGCGUUCUUCGGUCAGCGCCGGCGGAGGAGGCGGGGACGCCAUGGAGGGGAUUUCCUUCAUGAUGUGAGUCUCAUAGUAUGAUCAUGAAGUUUCUGUUUCAAGAAGUUUCUUCUGCAAUAAAAAUGAAUUUUACAUGGCAGAAUCAAGAUAAUUGGUUUGAUAUAUAAAAAAAGUGGUGCAUAUUUUUAAUUAAUAACCAUGACAACUUCUCAUAUGAAUGGGCAUGUUACAGAUGAAUCAGACAUUGAAGUAAAAAGUGUUGAUCUGACAUCUCCAGAAGAACCUCAGAGACAUCGAGAGAUGGCGGUUGAUUGUCCUGGAGAUUUGGGAACAAGAAUGAUGCCAGUACGUCGAAGUACACAACUAGAACGAAUUCGCCAACAGCAAGAGGACAUGAGGCGUAGGAGAGAAGAAGAAGGAAAAAAACAAGAACUGGACCUUAAUUCUUCCAUGAGACUUAAGAAACUAGCACAAAUUCCUCCCAAAAUUGGAAUAGAUAAUCCUAUAUUUGAUACUGAGGAAGGAGUUGUCUUGGAGAGUCCUCAUUAUGCUGUGAAAAUACUAGAGGUGGAAGACCUGUUCUCUUCACUCAAGCAUAUUCAGCACACUUUGGUAGAUUCCCAGAGUCAGGAUGACAUUGCUCUGCUUUUACAACUUGUACAAAAUACUGAUUUCCAGAAUGCAUUUAAGAUACACAAUGCUGUCACAGUGCAUAUGAAUAAAGCCAGCCCUCCGUUUCCUCUUAUCUCCAAUGCACAAGACCUUGCACAGGAGGUACAAGCAGUUUUGAAACCAAGCCAUCAGAAGGAAGGACAAGAGUUAAAUGCUUUGCUAAAUGCUCCUCAUAUUCAGGCACUUUUAUUGGCCCAUGAUAAGGUCGCUGAGCAGGAAAUGCAGCCAGAGUCCAUUACAGAUGAGAGAGUUUAUGAAAGCAUUGGCCAGUAUGGAGGAGAGACUGUAAAAAUAGUUCGUAUUGAAAAAGCUCGAGAUAUUCCCUUGGGUGCUACAGUUCGUAACGAAAUGGAUUCUGUCAUCAUUAGUCGGAUAGUGAAAGGAGGAGCUGCAGAAAAAAGUGGACUGUUGCAUGAAGGAGAUGAAGUUCUGGAGAUUAACGGCAUUGAGAUUAGGGGAAAGGACGUCAAUGAGGUUUUUGACUUGUUGUCUGAUAUGCAUGGCACACUCACAUUUGUGCUAAUUCCUAGCCAGCAGAACAAGCCCCCUCCUGCCAAAGAAACAGUAAUCCAUGUUAAAGCUCAUUUUGACUAUGAUCCUUCUGAUGACCCUUAUGUCCCUUGCCGAGAAUUAGGCCUGUCUUUUCAAAAAGGAGAUAUACUUCAUAUCAUCAGUCAAGAAGAUCCUAACUGGUGGCAGGCCUACCGGGAAGGAGAUGAAGAUAACCAGCCUCUGGCGGGACUCGUUCCAGGGAAAAGCUUUCAGCAACAAAGAGAAGCCAUGAAGCAAACCAUAGAAGAAGACAAGGAACCAGAAAAAUCAGGAAAACUGUGGUGUGCUAAGAAAAAUAAGAAGAAAAGAAAAAAAGUUUUGUAUAAUGCUAAUAAAAAUGAUGAUUAUGACAAUGAGGAGAUACUAACUUAUGAGGAAAUGUCACUCUAUCACCAGCCAGCAAAUAGGAAAAGGCCUAUCAUUUUGAUUGGCCCACAAAACUGUGGCCAGAAUGAACUUCGUCAGAGGCUUAUGAAUAAUGAAGCAGAUAGGUUUGCAGCUGCAGUUCCCCAUACAACUCGGAGUAGACGAGACAAUGAAGUAGCUGGCAGAGAUUACCACUUCAUUUCACGACAGGCUUUUGAGGCAGAUGUAGCUACUGGAAAGUUUAUUGAACAUGGUGAAUUUGAGAAAAAUUUGUAUGGUACCAGCAUAGAUUCUGUGAGACAAGUAAUCAACUCAGGCAAGAUAUGCCUUUUAAAUCUUCGUACGCAGUCACUGAAGAGCCUUCGGAAUUCAGACUUGAAGCCAUAUAUUAUCUUCAUUGCACCCCCUUCACAAGAAAGGCUUCGUGCAUUAUUGGCCAAAGAGGGCAAAAAUCCAAAGCCAGAAGAAUUGAGAGACAUCAUUGAGAAGACUAGAGAGAUGGAGCAAAACAAUGGCCACUACUUUGACACUGCAAUUGUGAAUUCAGAUCUAGAUAAAGCAUAUCAGGAGUUGCUUCGAUUAAUUAACAAACUUGAUACUGAACCUCAGUGGGUACCAUCCACCUGGCUAAGGUGAAAAAAAAAAUAAUCAUUCCAUAGCAUGAUUGUACUUUUCUCUGGCAAACUGCCAACAAGGAAAAUUGCCUCCAUACUUUAAUGAGACUUGAGUAUUAGGUGGCCAACAGUAUCUUUAUACCUCUGCUUUUAUAUCUCUUAUGUUAAUAUGAUUGGGAAACGGUGUUCUAGCUGUUUGUGAAGAGAGUUCUUCACCUACGUCAUUUUAGGGAUUCCUUACUCAUUUUUGAUUGUAAAUUUAAGCUUCAAACAAAGCAAUCCCAUUUUAAUCACAAAAAUCUUUCAGUCCUGUUUUUACUUAAUAACUAAAUCCGUUUUCUAUUCAGUCACAUUUCCAUAAAAUGUAGUACGUGUGCAUACAUGUGUAUAUGUAUAUAUAUAAUACAAUCCAUGUCACAUAACUAUAAAUAUUGAUGUUAUUUAACACUUAAAAGAAUUUACCUUGUGGAAUCUUUGGUCAUUUCAGAAUAUGCAUUAACUACAGGGCAGGACAUAAUUUGCCCAAAAAAACUGAUUUUAGUCAUCAGAAGUGCUUUCUUUAAAAAAAAAAAAAUAGGCAAAAAUACAACGAUUUAGUUGUACUUUUUAUUAAAAAGAUAUGCUACUUUGAUCUGGUUCAACCCUGUUAGGCUUGAGUUCAUUCUUAAGCGCAUUAUAUUUUAUCAUAAACUAGAUUCUGUUUUGACAGCACUGUAAUUUGGCUAAUGUUUAUAAUGUAAAUAUUUCAGACUUCCAUCUUUUCAGAACAAACUUUGUACAUUAAACUUAACUUCACAUUCAGCAGCCUUGGGUCCAAUGAAAGACACCGUAUGGUUGGUUUUUUAAGUGUGAAUAUUUUAUGCCCCUCUCUUUUUUCUUUAAAUUAUAUACCAACUGAUUUGAGAACUUCUUCCUUCCUCCGAUCUGUAAUACAACAGAAGAAAUAAGUUACAUUAUUAUGGAAGAUGUUCAUGUGAAAUGUGAUUUUUAAUAAAAUGGGUUUCUUCCUCAUAAUGCAAGCAACUUUAUUUUUUUAAAAAAUAUGAGGAUACUGAGUACUAGAUGAUGUCUUAUAUUUUAAUAUAUGAGCAUAGCAUUUCUUGUGACUGUUAUGGGUAAUAAACUGGAACUAUGAUUGCUGAAUAUAGCUGCUAUACUGUAAACUGAUAUUUAAUAGAUCAAGCAAUGAUUUUCAUCCACUUACUCAAUAUUCGAGUAAAAUUAGGUAAAUCCUGGUGAAAUACUGUAAAAAUUGACUUUGAGAUCAGAAGGAAAGGAAGACCUGAAAGUCAUUUGAUAGCACUUUAGGAAAGCGGCAUUGGAAAAAUUAUUAAAUGUACAGAAAUAUGAGUUUUGUCCUAGCAGGGUCUGCCUCAUGAGACCAGAAUGCCACUGCAAGCUACAUCUGGAGUUUGUAUGACUUAGUCUUAAAGUUUGCUCUGUAGCUGUCCAUCUUUACAUCUUUACAACACGACCAUUGGCGUGGAAGGGUGGUUUUUUUUCAGUCUCUUUAUCCUUUAGGAGGUAAUAUGUGAUUCAAAUGAAGAGUUACAGGAGGGAGAGAGAGGACAAAACAUAAAAUGUGAAUGUUAAUUUUCCUUCUUAGUAACUUUCACUGCAAUAUUUCCUCGUUCCCAAAACUAAACACUGGAAUGAAGUUGACUUGUAGCUUAAUUUAACCUAAGCUGUUCAGAUUUUAAUGGUCUGUCACAUUGUCUUGCGUAUACACUAAGUUUUUGUAUACAUCACCUGUAAUAGAAAGCUCUAGGGAGUCUACGUUGCUUUAUUUUUUGUUCAGAUUUGAAGAGCCCCUAAGUGGACUGGAAAGGUGUAAUGCAUGGCAAUAUUUUUUUAAUAUUUUUCCUUAGUAUGAAAUUGCUAUUUCUGUUGUUGAGGGAUUUAAUGAGUCCUUUUCUCCUCCAUUUGGGGACGCUAUGGCUGACAUCUUGCCUGAGGAGUUGGAAUGAGAAGGAAGUACUCACUGAAUUUGAGGGCACAAAUAAGGAUUUUUUACUUUGCACUUAGCUUUUCAAAUCUCUGCAAUUUUACUUUGUUCUCAGGAAUAAAAGGUGGAGAUUA
Trichosurus vulpecula (common brushtail) is the source of this 4377-nucleotide messenger RNA. It is a transcript of the gene PALS1, whose product is annotated as membrane palmitoylated protein 5. Gene Ontology annotation, biological process: establishment or maintenance of polarity of embryonic epithelium; generation of neurons; establishment or maintenance of epithelial cell apical/basal polarity. Gene Ontology annotation, cellular component: plasma membrane; adherens junction. The coding region runs from base 293 to 2320 and encodes 675 amino acids. Gene Ontology annotation, molecular function: protein binding. NCBI's taxonomy places the organism in Eukaryota, Metazoa, Chordata, Mammalia, Diprotodontia, Phalangeridae. The record is from RefSeq and is a predicted model, not a curated record. The transcript is spliced from 14 exons.